Messenger RNA from Gopherus evgoodei (Goodes thornscrub tortoise), 3061 nucleotides. It is a transcript of the gene FAM227A, whose product is annotated as family with sequence similarity 227 member A. Bases 382 to 2289 code for a protein of 635 amino acids. The record is from RefSeq and is a predicted model, not a curated record. Lineage: Eukaryota; Metazoa; Chordata; Testudines; Testudinidae. The transcript has 17 exons.
GCGCCGCAGGGUUGCCAUGGUGACAGGGACGCCUAGCGAGGCCAGGUAUAAUGAGCCCUCGCUGGAGGCUUCUCCCGCAAGCGCUCAGGGGGAGAAUCAUCCUCCAAUGACCUUCUCCCACUCAUCUGAACCCCACAAAUCUCCUGACCUUUCCACAUGAGGUGCAGUGUCCUUACUGCCUGUGGCAAUGAAGAAUUAUCAGGAGGGAUCUCAUUAUGAACCCACAAAAUCCAGCAAUGUUUGUCAAAGGGCAUUUGGUUUUGAAGGCAGUAAAGUGGGAGAGAGGGAGAAGAAAAGAAGAGGUUCUAUCAAAAUAUUUUUGUAAUGGAAAUGUUUUGUCCCCACUUUGCUAGAAAUUAGUUUAUAUUUUGCACUGGAAACAUGGCAGCCUUACGUACUUCACCGAUGAACCCAUUCCAAGAAUUUAUGGGGGUAUUGCCCCUGCAACAAGCAAAGGAGACUGAGAAGUUGGACAUGCAGCAGAGCCUAAAUGAGAAACCUUCAUUUUGCCCAAUUGGCAGUAUGCAGAAAGUUAACCAGAAAAUCGCACAUUUGCAAUUGGAGCUGGAAAAAUUCCACACUGAUGACCUGCAGCAAAAGCUUAGAGUCAGCCCUGGAAGCAGCAGCAAGUUGUGUGCAGGUGGUGCUCUGGGGCCACUGCUGUUCGAGCCACGGAGGAGCAGUGCCCGCACCUUGUGGCUGGGCUGGGCAGGCUUCGAGCAGGUGAUUGAGGACUUGGAAUCAUUAAAGAGAUACUCUGGACAGAAGAGAUUCAGAAGAGAGAAAAAGCACUUCAAGACAUCCAAGGACAGAGGCACACACAGAGAUAGGAAGGAGAUAUGCCACUUUACACAGAAGUAUGAGCACUCUAUGCAUGCGUCAGACUUUGACCCACUCUCUCAGCCUAAGCUCACCUACAAGAAGCCUCAGAAUACAUCAGAAAAGAACAAGUUGGUGGAACUGUAUCAAUACCCAGGGUACGACGAGCAUGAGCCAACACCGCUGCCUAAUGGGACAGAGCUGGCUGAAGUCAUAGAGAAGGUGGUGUGUGCCCAGAGAAAGUCAGCAAGUGGGAAGACUCCUUUUCCUUCAAAGAUGCUGCAGAAGUUUCUCACAACUCCAGUCUCCCAGGCUAUCCUAUUGGACAGCUUCUGGUGGUUUUUUCUCCACUUAUAUCAGCCAAAUAGAGAGAUUCAGGGACAGCUGUUUGAUCGCAUUGCAAAGAAUUAUGCCGCCCUCCUGUUUGACUGUCACAGGUUCCGCUACCAGAAUGCUCUUAUUAAAGUUUUCCCUUCAUUGCUGAGCCAAACCUUGUACACCUGCUUCUGCUCCAGCUUUCCAAGAUCUUGGUUCAAUACACAUGAGUUCAAGUCCCAGCUCUGCAAUGUGCUGUCAGAGUGGAUGGCAGGGACACUGCCUGUCCCAGGCAGCUACAGUAACUGGGACUACUCCCAUCUGGAACCAGAGAGAUUUAGGAGGGAAGACUUGCUGUCAACAAAGGGAAAGCAGAGGAAAGAAUCCUCUGUCCCCUUUGCUUCCUCAAAGGUUUCUGGCAACCCAGAAAAGACUCCUCAGCCAUCCAUUCAACCAUACAAGAAAUCCAUGUUUUUGGGCCAAACUGUCAACAAGUACCAACCUGAUCAAACAAGUGUGGACCUUGACUCCAAGGAAGUUGUACAUACAUCUAUGUCCUUGAAAGGCAUCAAUCCUCAUACCAUGCCACAUGAUCUGCAGCCUGAAAAGGAUGACCUGAAAAGUGCUUGGAAACAGCCCCAACACACAUUUGAAACAAGGCGGCUAAAGAUCGCCCCCCUUCAUAGAGAGUCACACCCAGCUUGUCAGGGCCCUGACUUCACUUGGCAUCUCUUUAAUAUCAAUGGACACAGCCCACUAAUUCAGCACUUCCUCCAGAGCUAUAAUGUUGAACCACAGUCUGGACAAGACAUCUUGAUUCACAGGAGGGAGAUCUGCAAGCCUAUACCGGAGUCCACUCCAACCUACGCAGAUGUGAUCCAACAGAGUUUUAAUCAUAUUCGCUGUCUGGACAAUGCAUUCAAAAGAGUGCACCAGAGACACUGUAGAGAAAUGAAGGAUUUUGACCAGCACCAGUGGAAGGAGAAGCAAGAAUUCCUCAGAAAAGAGAAGCAAUUGCUGUCAGAGAAAGGAGAGAUGAGGAAGCUGAACCAAUUGCUGACCCCUCACCUGGAUGUACUCUUCAGUUCUGACAAGACUUCAAGUCUGCAGAAGUGUCUUCAUCCAGAAACAACCAUAAGUCAAACAGCACCCUGAGCAACCAAGAAUUCAUGAUUCCCCCAACAUACAUUGACAUAAAUGUCCAUUCAGACCUUCAUAUGCAUCUUAACCGUAUAUUUUGGGCAGCCCACCCUAAAGCUUUCUCCACCAGUUAGGAACAGAGAAACCUGAAAAAAUGUGAAGAGUCAGUUCACAGAAGUACUCUGAGUUUAAAAGUUUGAUUUCUAACCUCACUGAUCUGUAAAACUGGGCUGGAAAAAUUUUAUAGCAUUGCAAGAAUGGAAGUAAUAUGAAAAUGAAAAGUCACCUGAAUAUAAUAGUUUCAUAGUUUGGUUCUUUGCCAAAGAUUUGAGUUGUUCCUUGUUUUAUCUAAAGUGGCUUGGUCCCAGGCUGAAAGGCAUUGUAGUUCAGACUCAGUGCAUCCCCUUGCCAACACUAUACAGUAGUGGAGCUGUGCUGGCCAGCUGCAGACCCUCCCAGACAGGAGGCUCUCUGUGCUGGUGAAACCUGCAAUGAAUCCAGCCCUGUGUCUCGGUUUUCCAUUGUAUAAAAUAGGAAUAUUUUAUCCAGGGCCACCUGGGGCGGGGGGGGCAAGUGGGGCAAUUUGCCCUGGGCUCCGCAGGGGCCCCCACAAGAAUGCCAGAGGCUUCCUCCCUGGCCUGACCCUGCCUCUAUCCCUAUCCCGGAGCCUCAGUGCAUCCAGGAGCGUCGCUGGACAGCGCUGCAGCGUGGCUCCAAGGCCUGAGCCCCUCUGCAUUCAGAGCUCUGUGGUAAGGAGGCGGGACUGUGAGCUCCAGGUUGAGGGGAA